This is a messenger RNA of Amblyraja radiata (thorny skate), 2490 nucleotides long. RefSeq names its product snurportin 1 (gene snupn). Lineage: Eukaryota; Metazoa; Chordata; Chondrichthyes; Rajiformes; Rajidae. Gene Ontology annotation, biological process: protein import into nucleus; snRNA import into nucleus. Gene Ontology annotation, cellular component: nucleus; cytoplasm. The record is from RefSeq and is a predicted model, not a curated record. The transcript is spliced from 9 exons. The coding region runs from base 265 to 1500 and encodes 411 amino acids. Gene Ontology annotation, molecular function: protein binding; nuclear import signal receptor activity.
UGGUCCCAAGUCACAUGACAAAUAAGCACUCCAUGAGCCUCCAUGAUCUUUUCUGGACCCAGUGUUAUUUCUUGUUUUCUGUGAGAAUUAUACUGAAUUAGCAGAAGACAGAUCCACGGGAGGGGAAGCAAAAAUGAAUCAUCUCCUCGGUACGUCUGGAUGAACAUGGUGGCGAGAGGCAAUUUAUACCAAAGCGCUUCUAUCAUCUUCGAUUUAUACCUCAACCCAAAGAGCUAGUGCUUUGCGACAUUCGACGGCCGUGCUAUGGAGGAACUAAGCCAGGUGUUGUCAGCCAGCUUUACCGUCUCUCAGGACCCCAACAGCAUCGCUGCUCCACACCCUCGCCUUGCCCAGUACAAGGCCAAAUACAAUGCACUAGAGCAAACAGAACGCAGGCGGAAACUUCUGGAAAACCAAAAAUCGCAGCGGCUGAAUUACGUUAAUCACGCCAGACGCCUGGCUGAAGAUGACUGGACGGGAGGAGAGGACAGCGAGGAGGAGUCCAAGGAGAAGGAGGAAAUGGAAGUAGAGGUGGCAAAGAAGAAACUGCCCAAACGUUAUGCAAACCAGCUGAUGCUGUCUGAAUGGCUGGUGGACGUGCCAUCUGACCUGGCUGAAGAGUGGCGCCUGGUGGUCUGUCCCGUCGGCAAGCGCAUUCUCAUUAUCGCUUCCAAAGGGAGCACAGCAGCGUACACGCGCGGUGGAUAUUGCGUGAACAGGUUUCCGUCAUUCCUUCCCGGUGGAAACCGGCACAACUCGGCCAUUGGCAAAGACUACACCAUAUUGGACUGCAUUUUCAGUGAAGUGAACAGAACAUUCUUUGUCUUGGAUGUGAUGUGUUGGAGAGGCCAUCCAGUCUAUGACUGUCAGACAGAAUUCAGAUUUUUUUGGCUUCAGUCAAAAUUGCAAGAGGAAGGUCCGAAGCUGUCGGAGAUAGUGACCCGGAAUCCAUUCAAGUUUGUGGGAUUGUCAAAUGUGCCGUGCACAUCAGAAGCAAUUUGCCAGGUGUUGGCUGCCGAUUAUCCUUUUGAGAUGCUGUCUGACCCGCUAAGUUCUUCCAGCUCUUUGUGUUUUGCUUUGCUCCUUCCUGCAGGUGGAUGGCCUGUUGUUCUACCACAGCCGGACACACUACACCCCAGGGAGCACGCCGCUGGUGGGCUGGCUGAAGCCGUACAUGGUGGCCGACAUUCUGGGGAUGUCCGUCCCAGCUGGCCCUCUGACCUCGAAACCCGACUACGCCAACUCUCAGAUGCAGCAGAUCAUCGAGCUGAAGAAGAACAAGGGCGGCGGGCAGGACGAUGCCAACGUGGGCACGAAGGGGGCGUCGAGACCGGGCCGCUACGAACUGGAACAUCUCUCCACCCCCGGAAAGACCAAGAGCACUCCCACCAAGAUGGAAUGUGCAAGCAAAAGCGAAAGCUAAGUGCCCUGUCUGUGUCAGGCAGGGUUCCCUCCCCUCGAAGCCUCUCUGUUUAUAUUGUGGAGCUGCUUGCAACGUGAGUUCUCCUUCACCCGGGGUUUCGAUUUGAAUGAGGAUUGUUGGGAGGAACUGGCUGGGGCUGCUGAACGUGGCUGAAAGUAGCCUCGAGGGUCUGGAGAAUCUCGAGCUGUUGCUGCUGCUGCUUCUGUAUAAAUAUGGAGGGCUCUUCUUUGUGAGAGGGGAAGCAGAGUUUAAACUCACUGGGAAUCCAAGGACAGUCACUGGACAGGCCACUUGAGAACAUCAUAUUUGUGUCAGUACGUGUUUGUACCAAGUGGACACUUUCCCAAGAGUCUUGGAUUCUACAGUUGUCUGUUUUUACACAGCAGGGGAGGAAUUGGUAGCAGUGUGUGUUUUUAUUAAUUGAGUUAAUUACAUAAAAGUAUUGGUAAGUCUGACCUGGGAGUGUGAAGUAGAUACAUAGAUACUAUAUUAUUACUUGUGACAUGUUACAUUGAGAUCUUUGUUUUACAUAUCAUACACAAGGUAUGCAAAGAGUCACCAUGUAUAGGGCAUUGUAUGAGCAUGAUAUUCCACACAUCCCACUAUAGGAACCUAGGUCAAUUCUGUAAUCAUUUUAAGCUGAGGGUUCAAAUUCAAUAUUUGGCUACCUGGGCUCCACCCGCAUGUUUGAUGCUUUAACAGUUGUUAGUGAUCAUUAAAUGUAGCUGCAGUCCCUCCAGCAGUGUCUACUGUCCCUCUUUAGUCUCCUGGCCGCUCCCUCAGUUAAACGCAGGUUAGCGAUGAACUCAAAGGCUCACUGGCAUUGCCAAGGGAUAUUUGCUCCCAGUGACGUUGAAUUUAACGCGGAACUUCUCUCCUUGAAAUACCUUUGUAAAUAUGUGAACCCUCACCUCAAUGGAAAGCCUGUUUUAUUUUGGGCAUUUCUCUCCCAGGCUAACGCUUUUUAACGCUUGAUUUAUAGCUUUGUGAUAUACUAAAGAUGAUUGAAUGUGCUGCCUACCGGUCUUGUGACCUGCCUUUUAAUAAAUCAAACCGUUCUCAUUGUC